Aspergillus mulundensis is the source of this 1140-nucleotide messenger RNA. RefSeq lists its product as uncharacterized. Gene Ontology annotation, molecular function: hydrolase activity. Bases 1 to 1140 code for a protein of 379 amino acids. The record is from RefSeq and is a predicted model, not a curated record. The transcript has 2 exons. Lineage: Eukaryota; Fungi; Ascomycota; Eurotiomycetes; Eurotiales; Aspergillaceae.
AUGCCAGUCCGAGCUACGAUCGUUUCACUGGGGAUGGUCACGGCUGCGGUGCCUGUGAUCCUGGUCUCGUUGCUGGCACGCAGAACGAGAGGACUCGCGUCCGACGAAGUGGCCGAGAUCUCCUUCAAAGAAGAUCUCAAUCGAUCAUUGGCUCGAGGCCUCCUCUCCAUCCUCCCUCUCGAGACGAUCCGCCGAUUCUUCAAAGCACGGCCAGUCAAGUCCAUCAUGAUGUCCAGGCGGUUCAAACCUUUCAUGGAUCAGCUAUUUAUACGGGUAAACAGCGAGACAUGCAACGGAUAUUGGAUCUGCAAAGGCCCACCAGGAAAGCCGCUUGUACCAAAGGAGAGUGACGUCGUUCUUCUCUGGUUUCAUGGAGGCGGCUAUUGCUUCGGUGAUCCGUUGAGACCCGCCGUCAAUCUACUUCGAGUCGCAGAAAUUGCAGCCGCCCGAGGCAUUUCGAUGAGCAUAUUCUCGGUCGAGUAUACCCUGGCACCCGCCGCUACGUUUCCAAGUCAGCAACGCGAGGCGGUUGCAGCAUAUCAGUAUUUUCUCAAAGACGAGGGCAUCCCUGCGGAUAAAAUCAUCAUGGGAGGAGAGUCGGCUGGAGCCCAUUUGCUUCUUUCUUGUCUCAUGGGUCCGCCUGAUAGCUUACCAAGGCCCAAAGGUGCUUUGUUGCUCUACCCCUGGGUCAAUCUUACCAACCACUCACCUACAUUCGAGAGCAACCAGCACAAGGACGUGCUCAGCAAGCGGCUUCUUGACCGUUGCGUUGAGAGGGCUAUUGGAGAGCGAGGUCGUGUCGACGCGCUGAAUCUUGAGAAUCUUCUCAAGCAGUGGAAACCCGGGACUGAGAAGACCUGGAAGGGAAUCUUGCCAGCGUACACUUGGGUCCAUGUUGGCUCACAUGAUGUAUUUCUACACGAUGUUACGACCUUCGUUGAGAAUGCCCGAAAAGAUGGGGCGCGCGUGGACUUGGAUAUCGCCGAUAAACGGCCACAUGCCUGGAACUUUGCAGUGGACAGAGAUUGGGUGGAUUUGUACUGCGGACUAAGACCUCGUACCCUGGUGCCGGUUGGGAUGAUGCCUGGAAGUGCCGCUAUUGCGGAGGGGUUCUUUAGGGUUUUUCAUCAGGGGAUGUGA